This is a messenger RNA of Cuscuta campestris, 2953 nucleotides long. Lineage: Eukaryota; Viridiplantae; Streptophyta; Magnoliopsida; Solanales; Convolvulaceae. The record is from the annotation of a GenBank genome assembly.
CGGUCCCUCCUUCUUCCUCUAUAAAUAUAAUCCUUCCCCUCAAAGUUUUCUCACUUCUCACUCCUUCAAUUCUUGAGUUCGCCCGGUGCCUCUUCCUCCGUUCACCCCUCUCAAGUUCGGCCCUCGGCCAAGUGAGUACCUUAGCCCUCCUAGCCCUUUUUUAUCGGGUAGUAUAGUCCCAUGUCUUCUUGUAGCGAUUCUCAAGAUGGGUCGGGGUCUUCCAAUUCCACCAUCCCCUCGUCUUCCCCUGGAUCGGCGGUGCGGUCCCACCCUAAUCGACCGGGCCAGCCCUCCGUGGCCAUGGUGGUUCCCGACCCCAUGCCUCUAAACCAGAUGCCCGGUCGGUUUAAACCCGAGACUGACGACUGGGAGGAGUUUGCCGCGUCGCUGGACGCAGUUGGCUACCACGCCCUAGACUUUCGACCCAUCCUUGGUAUUCCCACGAAAAUCGCCAAAGUUUUAUUGAAUAAGGUGCGGAGUCUAAUGCCCCCGGGAUACAUCCUUCACUAUAAUGCCAACCAUCAAAACAUCAUAGAUCCCCACCGGAGACCACGGUUAGGUUUCCAUCUAGCUUCAUUGGACAUCGGGAUCCUCUUUCCCCUUCGUCCCCUUCUCGUCCAGGUAUGCAAAAGAUUUUCCAUACUCCCGGGUCAGUUGACCCCAAAUGCCCAUGGACUACUAAAUUGCUUCACAAAUAUUUGCAACUUCAAGAAGAUCACCCCAUCUCUAGAACUCUUUCUCUUUAUGUUCGAAGUUUUACCGGGUAACACCAAUUGCUCUGGCUUUGUGUACUUUCACUCCCGAAAAGAUAGAUCCUUCAUCUCUGAUGUCCGUCCCAGGCACCAAAAGUGGAAGACACGGUUUGUCUUUAUUGAGUUUCCCAAGGGCGAGUUCCCCUUUGAUGGUGAACUCCAAUGGGGAGACCGGCUCCCUCAAUCUGAAGAUGUUUACCCGGCCGCCACUUUUGCUCUUGAGAAAGAUUGCGCGGCAUUGUUGAUGGGAGAUCCGGCCACCGGGAAGGCCUUUAGCUUCGGGAAUUGGACGCACCGGGUCCCUAGCCUGGAUGAUGGUACCCCUAGGUCCAAUGAAGCAGAGGCUGACCGGGUCGCCACCCCAGAGAGUAAUGCUGAGGCCGGGUCCACUCAUCCAGAGAUGAACUUCAAAAGCUAUGCCAACCCCGAGGAUGAGGUUGAGGAUCUCGAGGCCAGCCAUGGAAACUUUACUUCCCCCCGAGUGGACGAUGUUGCUGAAGUGGCCGGUCAAAGUGAGAAGAGGAAGAGGACUUCCCACAAGAGCUCUAGAUCCCACUCUAAGAAGAGGAAGGUGGAUCCCCACAGUGUUGAUCCCAAAUUCACAGAGAUGUCCGCCGAGCAACUUCUCCUAGCCAUCACCCAAAAAUUGCACAGGCAUGGUGAGUUCUCUGAGGAUUUCGCCAAACGAAUCUUAGGCACGGGCGAUGAUGAAUCCCAACGGCUCCAAAGGAUGCUUGAUGCUGCCCAUGAAGAGAUCAAAGCACAUGUCACCAGUGCCAAUCAGGUGAAGACCUACCUUGAGCAGAGGGAAGAAGAAAUAAGGACCCUUGAAGCUGAUUCUCGUGCCAAGGACGAGAUGUUCCCUACUAAGGCUGAAAAAUGGGCCGGUCAACACUACGCUGAGGUUGCCCGGGUCGUGACUGCUACCCCUGAAGGAACCAAGGACUUCUUCCAGGUUCUGUUCAAGGAGCCGGAGGGCAAAAGGAUGACCACCGAAAUUGGAUCAUACGGCUUCAUGAUGGGGCAGAAAGCGGAGAGGGCUGGCAUUUGUAGCAGCAGCAGCAGCAGCAAUAACGGCGAUCACCGUCAUCCUCCUCCUCCUCCUCACCACCACAAGCAUCUCCCCAAACGCAUUAUCUUAGUGCGCCACGGCGAGAGCCAAGGCAACAAGGACGACGCCGCUUACACCGUGAUCCCCGAUCACAAGAUCCCUCUGACCUCACAGGGAUUCGAGCAGGCCGAGCUCGCCGGGUGGCGCAUUAGGGAUGUCAUUUCCGAUCAGGGAUCGUCCCUCUCCUGGAAGAUCUACUUCUAUGUCUCCCCUUACGAAAGGACCCGCUCCACUCUCCGUGAGAUCGGCCGUGCCUUCCCCCGGAAACGAGUUAUUGGGGUGAGGGAGGAAUGCCGGAUCCGGGAACAGGAUUUUGGGAACUUCCAGGUCGCCGAUCGGAUGAAGACUUCCAAGGAGAACCGGGAGAAGUUCGGCCGGUUUUUCUUCCGCUUCCCUGAAGGAGAAUCGGCCGCAGAUGUUUUUGAUCGGGUUUCCAGCUUCCUCGAAUCGCUUUGGAGAGACAUAGACAUGAACAGACUUCACCAAGGCCCUGGUGAUGACUUAAAUCUCGUGAUCAUAUCCCAUGGGCUGGCUAUACGCGUCUUCCUUAUGAAAUGGUUCAAGUGGACGGUGAAGCAAUUCGAGCGGUUGGGUAACCUAGGGAAUUGUGAGUUUCGCGUCAUGCAGCUGGGAAUGGGUGGAGAGUAUAGUCUAGCAGUGCAUCAUUCGGAGGAAGAGAUGCAGUCUUGGGGGCUUUGCUCUGAUAUGAUAGCAGACCAAAAAUGGCGAGCUAAUGCCACCAGGGGUGACUGGAAUGAAAGAUGCCCCUGGUACCUUGAUGCCUUUUUCGACACUUUUGCCGACUCUGAAGAGGAUGAAGACAAAGACGAGAUUGAAACCGAAUCAUUAGAAAACACUUGUGAUUGAUUCUAAUUAUGUGUAUACUUUUUUGUUGGAUAGGUCUUCUUAUUCCCUGCAAAAAGCCAGAGGAGUGUCACUUUCCCUCUCCUACCAGUGCUACAUACAUGGAGGUUUUUCUGAAUAUAGCCUUCUUGUAAAUUUUGAUGUAGCCAAAUUUUGUAAUUAGUUAAUUAAUUGAUGGGAAAAUUACACCUUUGAUGUGUUCCCUUAAUCAAUUCUUCAUCCCUUU